Molecule: messenger RNA, 464 nt
Organism: Melanaphis sacchari
Lineage: Eukaryota; Metazoa; Arthropoda; Insecta; Hemiptera; Aphididae
Gene: ND-MWFE
Exons: 3
Coding region: 115-399 (94 amino acids)
Source: RefSeq, a predicted model, not a curated record
UGAUAAUAACAUGAAAAAAUAAAACGGAUACGGGUUGGAAAAUAAAUUUUGUGUUGUACGAGUACAACGAAUUUUCUAAAUUUCACGCCGUUUAUACAUCGGGGUGACCUCAAAAUGUGGUACGAAGCCUUACCUUCCGCCAUCAUCGUGUAUGUGCUAUUGAGCAUACCCGACAAGAUCAACUCUCUGUCGAAUAAAUUGGUUUACAAUAACGUUUACAGACGUGAUAUAAGUCAACCUUGGCUCCAAAGAUAUUAUGCUAGAGAUUGGGAAUUAACUGGUGAUCCAUACAAGGCACAAGGCCUUGAGAGUUUAUCAAAUAAACCUACUGUUACUGGAAUUGAUUGGCAAAAAUAUGGAAAAGGACCAAACCACUCAUUCUAUGGAACUAAAUUAUAAUAAAAAGUAAUUAAUUUGAAAAAUGAAUUGUAGCUAUAAUAAAUGUUUUAGAAAGUUGUCUAUGG